GAUCUCAGCCGCUGUGGUGGCUAUUGGAACCGAAGAUGGGGGCGGAGGAUGCGGCGGAGAAAGCCCUAAACCUCCUCAGGAGCCGCCUCUGUAACCCUACUUUCAUCUUUCGACCCCUCUGCGACUCUCCUGAUAGCAACUACAGCAAGUUGAAGUUCAUAGUUUCGAGUUCGAUAACAGAGGCAUGCAACAAUUCGGUGUUGCUCCUCGGCCCCCGUGGCUCCGGAAAGACUGCAGUGUUGGAACUCGUUAUUGGAGAUUUACUUCUGGAACAUCCCGAUAUGAUAACUGUGAUCAGAUUGAAUGGGUUAUUGCACAGUGAUGACAACAGUGCUUUUAAGGAAAUUGCCAGGCAGUUGUGCGUUGAACAUCAGCUAUUAUUCUCAAAGAUGGCCUCGUUUGAUGAUAACUCCCAAUUCUUGUUAGCCAUGCUGCGGGAGUGUGGAUUAGCACAUAAAACCAUCACUUUUGUCCUGGAUGAGUUUGACCUCUUCACUCAGGGUAGACAACGACUUCUGUAUGCUUUGCUUGAUGCUAUGCAAUCGAUAAGUUCCCAAGCUGUUGUCAUUGGUGUUAGUUGCCGACUGGAUGCUGACCAGCUGUUAGAAAAGAGAGUGAAAUCUCGCUUUUCACAUAGAAAGCUGUUAUUUUUACCUCCAUCAAAGGAGGAUUUGCAGAGGUUGGUGGAACAUGUCCUGUCUUUGCCAAUGGACUCGAGCCUACCUCAUCACUAUGCGGCUGAAUUCAAUGCAAAACUUCAAAGUAUAUUAGUGGACAACAGAUUCCAGGAAAUUAUCGAUUCAUACUGGGAUUCUUAUCCUGCCAUAAGGCACUUGGCAAAAUUUCUCUUUCGGGCUGUCUCUAGCUUAAAUUUGGAUCUGGGGCACUUAUCACUCGACAACUUCAAGACUGCACUUCCUAGUAUCAAAAGACAACCAAAGAUGGAAUCUUUGAGGGAUUGCUCCAUCCUAGAACUCUAUCUUCUGGUAUGCAUGAAGAGAUUGGAAGUGAAAGAGCAGAACUCAUACAGCUUCAGUGCUGUAAUAAAAGAAUACAAAACUAUUCAUGAUUCAUUCCAGACAUCUGACUACUUUGGACAGAAUGUCUGCCGUCGGGCGUUUGAGCAUCUUCUUCAGUGUGGACUGAUUGGUUUUACAGAUGGCAGGGCACACAAUCAGGGCAUUGAGUUUCGCCCUGUGAAGCUCCUUAUCUCACCUUCUGAGCUCACGCAGGGCCUAAAGUCGUACAACUCUUGUCCGGCCCUUCUCCUCAAAUUAUGCGCUUGAUAAACCCACCUGAGAAGCAGCUAGAUGGCCAUAAAACUGAUUCCAUUCAUGUGAGAAGACAGGACAAGUACAUUUUGACACUGAUUCCAUUCAUGUGAGAAGACGGAGCAAGUACAUUUUGACACCACCAAAGGCAAGCAGUUCCCGUAUAAUGGCCUCCAUUAGAUGCUUUCUCCGUGCAACAUAUUCUCUAAGUCAAAAGUCAUGUAAAUGUUCAUUUUGUUAGCCACCAUUUUCACGAGACUCUCAGGGUUUGGUCCCUCAUGCAUAUUUCAUGGGACUCCCAGGUUCGGUCCCUCCAACCUAGACACAGACAGUUGUAUGCAUGUUCUAUCGAGCUGUUAGGUGUCCGGCACCUGAACCGAUUAAUGUAACUUAGAUCAUCCAACUACUACAUUGAAGUACAAAUUAUCAAUCGGCCAGGACCAUGUUUACAUUUUUUUUUU
Molecule: messenger RNA, 1732 nt
Organism: Punica granatum (pomegranate)
Lineage: Eukaryota; Viridiplantae; Streptophyta; Magnoliopsida; Myrtales; Lythraceae
Source: RefSeq, a predicted model, not a curated record